Hibiscus syriacus is the source of this 543-nucleotide messenger RNA. Its product is annotated as ubiquitin-conjugating enzyme E2-20 kDa-like. The record is from RefSeq and is a predicted model, not a curated record. The coding region runs from base 1 to 543 and encodes 180 amino acids. The transcript is spliced from 2 exons. Lineage: Eukaryota; Viridiplantae; Streptophyta; Magnoliopsida; Malvales; Malvaceae. Gene Ontology annotation, molecular function: ubiquitin conjugating enzyme activity. Gene Ontology annotation, biological process: protein polyubiquitination; ubiquitin-dependent protein catabolic process.
AUGACACUGACGACUAUUUUGGAAGUGUUUAAGUUCCAGCUCUUCUCCCUCACUUCAAUUCCUCCGGAUGAGCAAAAGAUCAUCAGGGAAGAUAAUGACUGUAUCGUAUCGGACAACUCCGAUCUGGCCGUCGUUUCGGAGAAGCUGUCAUUGCUGUCGAUCUCUGCUGAGGAACAAGAAAGCACUGCCGAGGAAACUAAGAAGAGUAAGCAUGUGAUGAGGAAGCUUGAGAAGCGCGAAGAGGAUCGCAAACUUGAACCUCACGUUGAAGAUAAAUAUGGUGGUUAUGGUUACGACUAUGGUAUGUCGUUAAAUCAGAAUCCAAGCACGUAUAAUGUUGCUGCAGAUAUCAUUCCUGAUCUUUGUAAGAAUCUGGUUGAUGGGUUCUCGGCCGGAUUGGUUGAUGAGAACAAUAUCUUUGAAUGGAGUGUUACGAUUAUUGGACCUCCUGAUACUCUUUAUGAAGGGGAAUUUUUCAAUGCCAUCAUGAGUUUUUUGCCUAAUUACCCAAAUAGCCCUCCAACAGUGAAAUUUACAACAUAG